Messenger RNA from Hypanus sabinus (Atlantic stingray), 1420 nucleotides. RefSeq lists its product as uncharacterized. The coding region runs from base 1 to 948 and encodes 315 amino acids. The transcript has 2 exons. The record is from RefSeq and is a predicted model, not a curated record. Lineage: Eukaryota; Metazoa; Chordata; Chondrichthyes; Myliobatiformes; Dasyatidae.
AUGGUGGUGGACUAUAGUCAAACCAUCAAUAGGUUUACGCAGCUUGACGCAUACCCCCUACCCCGCAUCGCGGAUAUGGUCAACCAGAUUGCUCAGUAUAAGGUGUACUCGACAAUAGAUCUGAAAUCCGCUUAUCACCAGCUCCCCAUCUGCCCAGAGGACCGCCCCUACACCGCCUUCGAGGCGGGCGGCCGGCUCUAUCACUUCCUGCGCGUCCCUUUCGGUGUCACGAAUGGUGUCUCUGUCUUCCAGAGGGAAAUGGACCGGAUGGUGGACCAGUACCAACUGCAGGCCACAUUUCCCUAUCUGGAUAACAUCACCAUCUGUGGUCAUGACAGGCCAGAUCACGACGCCAACCUCCAACGGUUUCUCCAAGUGGCCGCAGCUCUGAACCUUACUUAUAACAGGGACAAGUGUGUUUUUGGUACCACCCGCCUUGCUAUACUUGGGAAGUCUGUCACUGGGACCACCCUACCAGUUUGGCUGACGUCCCCGGGGCCAGUGCUGCUCCGGAAACAUGUGAGGAGCAAUAAAUACUCCCCGCUGGUGGAGAGGGUUCACCUUCUCCAUGCGAACCCCCAGUAUGCUUACGUGGUCUUACCUGAUGGGCGGGAGGACACGGUCUCCAUCCGCGACCUGGCACCCGCAGGUGCAGCAGACCACUACCCUGAAGGCUCUCCGGUAACUGUGAACCCUGCACCAGAGGUGACACCGUACUCACCAGGCCCUACACAGACUCCUCACGACACUUGUAUACCGGGCGUUUCGUACGCAUUUAUACCAGGCGCCUCGCACAUGCAUGAGGGAUCACCGGCGCCUAGUGGGCAAGAACACGCGCAACCCCCGUCCCCUGUGCAAUCGCCAAUGUUGCCGGAACCUAUGCGGUCACAGCCGGUGCUACGUAGAUCGCAGCGACAGAUUCGACCGCCUGAUCGGCUUGACUUGUAAGAACCUUCGCUACAUGAGGACUUUUUCAAACGAAGGGGGGGUGAAUGUGGUGAACUAUGUGCCUGUCGGGACACGCCCCUGCUGACUGCUCCUGUGGCUCCUCCCACAGGCCCCUGUAUAAAGGAGACCUGCGGCCUGAAGAUCGGCCUCAGUCUCCAGGACCUUGUAUGAUAGACACUCACUCCUGGUUCCUUCUUCCAGUCAAUAAAAGCCGAUAUCUCGCCUACGUCUCAGUGUGAGUUAUUGAUGGUGCAUCACUGUCCAAAUCUUUAGGAUGGGCUGGCGCAUUGUCAAACGACAGAAGAACUUUAAAGGCAAGAUUCUAUUCCCGGCAGUAGCGCCCCAGAGCUGCGUUACCUUCACUCUAUGCUGCGCUGUUUAUAAUCUCCAACUUUUUUUCAAGUGUUAAAGCGGUUCUCUGCUGCUCGGCUGAUGGCCCAGGACAUGACAUCGGACUCUUAGGAAGCAUAGU